This is a messenger RNA of Tremella mesenterica DSM 1558, 2058 nucleotides long. RefSeq lists its product as uncharacterized. Bases 1 to 2058 code for a protein of 685 amino acids. Gene Ontology annotation, cellular component: nucleus. The record is from RefSeq and is a predicted model, not a curated record. Gene Ontology annotation, biological process: protein dephosphorylation. The transcript has 5 exons. Gene Ontology annotation, molecular function: protein tyrosine/serine/threonine phosphatase activity. NCBI's taxonomy places the organism in Eukaryota, Fungi, Basidiomycota, Tremellomycetes, Tremellales, Tremellaceae.
AUGUCCAAUCACAGCUCCCGCCUCCCCACCAGACGAAAUUCCUUCCAACCCUCUUUGGAUUCACCACCAGCCGACGCCGUCAAACCUGAUUUCCAAGCAAUAGAUGACGUUUACAAUCAAGUGGCUUCAACGGGAAGUCUCGAAGCUGCCGCUAGGAAAUUGAGGAGGUUCGCUUCUGCUCAACGAAAACAACCAAGUUUACCGUCUAGGGAAAGGAUGGUAGAGUUAGAUCCGGAAGAAGAAGAGUUGAGAAGGUAUAGAGCUGCAGCUGGGAAGACUCCAGCUAAACCUGCAGCUCAGAUUGUUGGUCAAGAGCAGGAUAUAGAACAAGAUGAAGGAUUGGUACAUAUGAACGAAAUUAUCAAAGGGCUUUGGAUUGGGGAUUUGGUUGGUGCUAUGGAUAUACCUGGAUUGGAGAAGAGGGGUAUCACUAACAUCCUCUCACUUCUCCGGCCUUCACUCCAAUUCGAACCUCAAUUCGCUCAUUACCCCGUUGAAAUCGACGAUUCACCCGAUACGGACAUCCUCACCCAUUUACCUUCUUGCGUAGCUUGGAUAGAAGAGGCUUUAUCUCAUUCAUCUCCUCCAAAAUCUGAUAUUCACCAUGACGAUUCUAUCAACUCUCAAUCUGACCCUUCUAAGCUCAGCCCGCCAAAGAACAAACAUAUCCCAGCGUAUCCACCUUCGGCCGGUCGGACGAAACCUGGUGGUGUAUUGGUUCAUUGUCAAGCUGGUGUAUCUAGGUCAGCUACUGUCGUAGCUGCUUAUUUGGUUCAGACAUUAGGUGUUGAUCCUGUUGAAGCUGUUGAGUUGAUACGACAACGUCGACCUCAAGUUGAUCCGUCCGACACCUUUUGGCAUCAAUUGGGACUCUUUUACAACGCAUCAGGUCGUGUUUCCUUAAAAGACAAAUCCACCCGUCGUUGGUAUAUGGAACGUACAACCAGUCAAUUCAUGAAUGGAGAUGGUUCACCACCAAUGUUAAGUAACAUUGCUAGAUUUCCAAUCACACCAACAGCCAGUAAUCCACCUACACCUCAUGGAGUAAUCGGUCGAAGGAAAAUACGUUGUAAAAUGUGUCGAAGACAUUUAGCAGUUAGAGAACAUAUGAUGGAUCAUAUCUUUGAUCAAAAUCCUCAAAGUCGACCUCGAACACCUUCCAAUGGUAUUCUUCAUCUUGAUCAUAUAACAAAUUCUUUCGAUUCUAUUGGAACUUUAAGUGAUGUCAUCAAUCCUUUAACGGGUAAAUCAGAAAAUCAUUCAAGAAGAGCAUCAGCUUCUUCCAUUCCAAAUAUAUCAUCAAAUUCUUCAAUUUCAGAAGAAAUGGAAAUUAGUGGAGAUAAACCUUUAAAGUCUGCACCUAUUUCACCUCAUAUUCCAAUGCCAAGAGCUUCAACAAAUCCUACUGUACCUACACUUUCGACUUUUACCCCCAUAAACAAUCCACAAAAUAUAUCCGAUCCCGUAAUAAACGAACGGAAGGAAGAAGAACAAGGGUCGAUAAUGAUACCUAAAUCUAUUGGUAGAAAAUCAAGUAAAGGUUAUCAAAACUCUGAUCAAUUAGCAUCUCGUUUACCACCAGCUUUAUUAGCUCUUCGUACGGGUGGAAUACCAAUGUCAGAAUCUGCAUUAUCUUCUCCUCUUUCAUCACCGGAUAAAGAUAAUCAAAGUCAAUUCGUACAGGUUAAAAGAAGAUUAUCAUCGACUUUAGCUAUGACCCCAACGGAAACAGGUCAUACGAUAGGAAGAAGAGGUUCACAUCCUCAUACAGGUGGAAGUAAUGUGGGAGAAGGAAUAGGAAUCACUGGAGGAAUGGAAUCUCCUAUAGGUUAUCCCAUUUUGGUCAAUCCUAAAUGUUCAGGAUACUUUGUUGAACCACUCACUUGGAUGGAAGUGUUUUUGAAAGAUGGAGAAGUUAGUGGGAGGAUUAUAUGUCCUAAUGAAGCUUGUAAAGCUAAGAUUGGGAGUUAUGAUUGGGCUGGAAUGCAAUGUGGUUGUAAAGAAUGGGUCACUCCAGGUUUCUGUAUCCAUAGGAGUAAAGUGGACGAGGUAUGGUGA